UUUCCUGUCAAACCUUCUUUACCUUUGCAACAAGUAGCAAAAUAAGCUUUAGCUGAAACCUCGACCCCUUCAGCUAAAGACCCAUUUGUUCUUUUGCCAUGGCCAACACCAUUCUCAGAUUGAAACACCAUAGAGAAGCAGUCUAUGCUUUGAAUCUCCUAAGUCUUGUUCUGGUGAUGCAAACAGUUGGUGCAUUCGAUUUCAAGGUUGGAGAUGCCAAUGGAUGGACUGUGCCUGCUGAUGCAAGUGUAAACACCUACAAUCAAUGGGCAGAAACGAAGCGAUUCCAAAUUGGAGACUCUAUAUUGUUCGUUUACCCAGCUGACAAGGACUCAGUGCUUCAAGUAAACAAAGCAGACUACGAAAGCUGCAACACAAAAUCACCCAUUGCAUCAUUUAAAGAUGGCCACACUUCAUUCAAGUUUGAUACAAAUGGUCCUCACUACUUCAUAAGUGGAGUUCCAGAGAAUUGCAAGAAGAAUGAGAAGAUAGUGGUUGUUGUCAUGGCAGAUCGAAGCAACAGAGCUUCUACCACAAACCAGACGAGCUCUGCAUCUCCUCCUUCACCUUCAGGUCCCAUUGAGAAUGCCCCAGCUCCUUCUCCUGGUAUGGAGAUUGCUCCAUCCACUCCUAGUGUGGGUUCACCCACAAGUCCUGCUAGUGGAGCUUCUUCCAUGUUCGUGAAUGCAAUUGCUUCUAUUGCAGCUUUUGCUGGUUCUUCUCUGCUUUUAGUCCUGUAAUUCGUUUUGAGUGGUUUUCCAGAGUCCGAUUUCCAAUUUUUUUUUUUUUCCUGUUUUCAUUGGAAAGAUUCUGUUCAUAAUUUUUCUGCCAUGGACUUUUGAGUGGUUUGCUUGGUUUUUCUGUAUAUUUUGCUGGAGUUUGAAAAUAAGAUUUGGAAUAGUACUUAGGUUAUUUGGCUGUACAUGGGACAAAUGUAUACGAAGGAAUAAAUGAGUUCUUCUGUUCGUGUGAAAA
Macadamia integrifolia is the source of this 975-nucleotide messenger RNA. Its product is annotated as early nodulin-like protein 3. The record is from RefSeq and is a predicted model, not a curated record. Lineage: Eukaryota; Viridiplantae; Streptophyta; Magnoliopsida; Proteales; Proteaceae. The transcript is spliced from 2 exons. Gene Ontology annotation, molecular function: electron transfer activity. Bases 99 to 740 code for a protein of 213 amino acids. Gene Ontology annotation, cellular component: plasma membrane.